This is a messenger RNA of Momordica charantia (bitter melon), 3446 nucleotides long. RefSeq names its product Pentatricopeptide repeat (PPR) superfamily protein. Gene Ontology annotation, molecular function: protein binding. NCBI's taxonomy places the organism in Eukaryota, Viridiplantae, Streptophyta, Magnoliopsida, Cucurbitales, Cucurbitaceae. The record is from RefSeq and is a predicted model, not a curated record.
UCAUCCCUCUUCCUCCUCAGACACCCCAGCUUCCUUCCUUUCACUCUAUUUCCCUCUCAGCCGCCACUCUCCCCCUUCUCCGGCGGCUCACCUACGCACUGAACCACCGAGCACGCAAACUCAGCAUCUCCGGCGACGCGUGCGGCGUGGCGACGACCCGCAGCGACUCACGGCGGCGCCGAGAUCCGCGUCGGUCCGAGAACGCGUGACGACCAGACCUCCGGCGAAUCAAGUUCGCAGCACCGGCAGCUUGCCGCAGCGGUCUAUCCCUUCUGAAGACUUUUGGCAGUGACCCGCAUUCCAACGGAGCCAUAUCUGUGAUACCCACUCCCUUCAACGCUAAUACAGCCUAAACCCAAGCUGUUUCAGUAGUAGGCUAGAUCGAUGCGAUGAGUCUAACCGGAAGGCAAUUAUUGGUGCUGUGGGUGAAAAUGGUCAAGGCUAAUAUGUUGUGAAGUCAUCAAGGCCUUGGAUAAAAAUGGUCAAUUAUCAAUAUGACUCGAAAAGUAAUUGGCAACAAAUGGGACACUUAUGAGUGACUUUAAAUGCCAAGCUGCCCUUUUCAAUGGACAGUUCGAGAAAGAAAUAUGAGAAUGUCGAUGAAUGUCCCACUAAAAAGUGCUCUUGUUCAUAUUGUAUGUCGUGGGUUCAUGCUUCAAGCCGUCUCUCUACUAUCAUCUUCAACCCCUAAUGGUCUUACUACCACUGUACUUAACUGCAAAAGCCCCCAAAAGGCACUUGAGUUAUUCUAUGCUGCACCCCAAAAGAAUACUCAGCUUUACUCGGCUAUGAUCCAUGUUUUAGUUGGAUUCAAGUUAUUUUCUCUAGCCAGAUGUCUGCUAAGAAACCUCUUAGAAAACCUCCUCCUAAAGUCUCGCCAGCCCCACCAUGUAUGUCAAUUGGCAUUCAAUGCGCUGAGACGCUUAAAAACCUCAAAAUUUACUCCAAAUGUGUUUGGAGAGUUAAUUAUUGUCUUAACUAAGAUGGGUCAUGUAGACGAAGCUUUGUGGGUGUACCGCAAGGUUGGGGCGUCGCUCGCAAUUCAGGCUUGUAAUGCUCUUUUAGAUGGCUUGGUUAAAACCAGCAGGUUUGAAUUGUUGUGGAGGAUUUUUGGAGAAAUGGUUUCUAAUGGACUGUCUCCUAAUGUCAUAACUUAUGGUACUCUGAUUGAUGGUUGCUGUCGCCAGGGAGAUCUUUUAAGGGCACGUGAGAUUUUUUAUGAAAUGAGAGUGAAAGGGAUCGAGCCAACCGUUGUUGUCUACACCGUUCUUAUUCGUGGUCUCUGCUCAGAAAGCAAAAUGGAGGAAGCGGAGAGUAUGCUCAGAACGAUGAUGGAAUCUGGGGUGCUUCCAAAUGUGUACACUUACAACACUUUGAUGGAUGGAUACUGCAAGUUGGGCAAUGUAAAACAGGCUCUUAGAUUGUAUCAUGUUAUGCGGGGUGAAGGUCUAGUGCCAGACAUUGUUACAUUUGGCAUAUUAGUUGAUGGACUCUGCAAAUUUGGUGAAGUCAAGACUGCGCGGAAUUUUCUUGUGAAUAUGGUAAAGUUUAGUGUUACUCCAAGCAUAACUGUAUAUAAUUGUUUGAUCGAUGGUUACUGCGAGGCAGGGGAUAUUUCUGAAGCAAUGGCUUUGCUUUUGGAGCUGGAAAGAUUUAAAAUUUUGCCGGAUGUCUUUACUUACAGUAUACUUGUUAGAGGUCUCUGUUCUGUGGGUAGAAUUGAAGAAGCAGAUGACUUACUUCAGCAAAUGAAUAAAGAGGGAAUCCCUGCUAACUCUGUUACAUAUAAUUCACUAAUUAAUGGAUACUGCAAAGAUGGCAACAUGAAGAAGGCGUUGGAAAUUUGCUCCCGAAUGAUCGAAAAUGGUAUCAAACCGAACGUGAUCACCUUCUCAAUGCUGAUUGAUGGUUAUUGCAAGGUAUGGAACAUAGUAGCUGCUACGGGCAUAUACUCGGAAAUGGUUAUCAAAGGCCUUUCUCCUGAUGUAGUUGCUUAUACAGCUAUUAUAGAUGGGCACUGCAAACAUGGUAGCAUGAAAGAGGCUCUUAAACUCUACAAAGAUAUGCUGGAUAAUGGCCUUACCCCAAAUCGUUUCACUAUCAGUUGCUUAUUAGAUGGACUUUGUAAAGAUGGCAGAAUCUCAGAUGCACUCAAACUUUUCACAAAGAAGGCCGGAUUUGGGACUGCCAGGUUCGCAGUUGAUGAGGUUGGAAGCGGGUUUUAUUUAACUAAUCACGUGGUGUAUACGGCUUUAAUUCAUGGAUUGUGCGAGGAUGGACAAUUUUUCAAGGCAUCUAAGUUGUUUUCAGACAUGAGAUGUUACAGUUUGCAGCCAGACGAAGUGAUUUAUGUAGUCAUGUUACAAGGGUACUUCCAAGUUAAACACAUCCUCUACGCGAUGAUGCUACAUGCCGAUAUGUUAAAACUUGGCAUUAUGGCGAAUGCAGCCAUCUCCUCAAUAUUGUCCAAGGGAUAUCAGGAGAGCGGAUCCCUAAAAUCAGCUCUGAAUUUUAGGAUAUGAAAUUGCUCCCGUGCGAUCAAGUACUUGUUGUUUUGCUGGUAGGCCACUUAAGUUAGGGUGAGCAAAAAGUAAAUAAAAACGGAGACCAGGCCUGGAAUUUCAAACAAGAAAACGUACUAGCGGGAGGGAGAUUCUCCAGCUCCACUCCUCUCUUUCGGCUUCAUUCGUUGAUGUGCCAUGCUUCGGUUGAUUAUUUUGCUUUCUCUUCCUGCACUAUUGCUUGCUAUCUUUGUUUAGUGAGCAGUGCGCUGUCCUUAUUUUAUAAAAACAACCAUACUUUACUUUUUGGAAGACUUUUCCUCCCGUGGAAAUCGGGUUGUGAGGUUUCGGUCCGAUGCAACUUCUUGACAAAGAGUAAUGUAUCAUGCACCAGCAGCCACGUAGGUCCCGUUGAACUCUUCCUUUUUAUCCGCUUGCUCGUUUAGAUGAGCAGGAGAAGCCGUUCCUGGAUUGAUUUUACUCAGAUGAGGACGCAUACGACACAAGAAUUUGGGGCAUCAUCUCAUCACCUGAGCAAGCCCUAUGGGAAGUUUCCAUUCUCCCUAUUGGAGAGAUGAAACUAGCAGACGCUCUGCUGCCAUAGCCACUGUCAUCGCUGCAGCUGAGGUGGUUCCCGGGUCACAACGGUUCCAUUCUACUCCAAGAAAUCAAAGGAGGAAGUAGCAGCCAUCAUAAUUUCAGACUGCAUUCCAUGGUGUUAUGUGGUAGGUGAUCUCUUUCACUGUAUUGCAAGAAUUUCUGAGAUAGUUUUAAAGCUGGGAGUUCAAAUCUGUUCACUACACAAGUUUUCACACCCACAAACACACUGCUUAUUUACCAUUGCCUUCACUUUUUUCUUGAGAAAGAGCAAACUGCUUAUUUGUUAAUCAAUUCGCAGCUAACUCCAAUUGCAUACUUCUAUUGUACCCAUUUUAAUGGCUUAAA